CCAAAAUGGCCGCCCCUUCCUGAGAAUAGGAGGCGGACGUUAAUACGUUCCUUUCCUGCUACGAUUUGUUUGGAUUAAAGUGUAGUUGCACCCCACGAUGGCUACAGUCUGGGGGAACGAGGACGUCGCCUGUUACUUCACUACGAAGCAUUCAUGGCGUGGGAAGUGAGUUCAAUUAGUCUUGGAACCUGUGAUCACGUCCGGUCACAUCGCUUUCUUGGUGGUUAAGAUGUCAAAUUGUGCUUGAUUGCUCUUUUGUAAAUGGUUAUUGCACUGUUGCUUACAGAUACAAGAGGAUAUUUUCCAUCGGGACGAAGGGAAUAACAACCUACAACCCAUCGAAUCUGGAGGUCACCAACCAGGUAGAAAUAGUGACAUGCGAGCAACCUCACGUGAUCACUUAGUGCGACUUUGCUACAUUUUGAAACGUGCAUGCAUAACUUUAAUGAGAUUGCGGUUAUAUACUUUUUAUAUACAGGAAGAGUUACUCUACCAUCUUAUUUCUCUUCUCACGUUUAGUUCUCACAGUUUUUCCCUUUUUUUCCAUUUUACCAAUCUGUUUGUAGAAAAUGAAAUGACUUUUCUUUCACUUUAAAGUAAAUGAACAAGGAUAAAGUUGUUGAUAAACUGAAAUCUGACACUACGCUUUUACUAAAAGUGGUUCAAAGUUUGUAAAAAAAUCAACAGAAAAUACUCUGUUUGUAAUUUCAGCUGCUUUCUCAAAUUAUACCGUGCAUAGCAAUUUCCCCCAUGGGGUUUGCCAUUUUAAGUUCAACAAACUUUUUGUUUUGUGUUUAAGAUUGCAUUUUUUUAUGUUAAGGAUUUAUUAUCAGGUGUAGGGAUUUCUCUGAACUUUGAGCUAGCAAGCUUCUCAAAGAAUAGGCUGUCACAAGCUUAAUAAAUCAUCUGUUAGUUAUUUUGGACAGUCAUUUUAUGGCUAGUGGUGAUAACUAGUCCCUUCCGUCAUUUAAAAUAAUAAUAGAUCUAUACAUUACAAGGACUCUUUAUAAGAUGGUGCUACACUGAUGUUAUCAAACAAUUGUUUAGUCUUUGAGGAACAAAUGAUUGUUAUUUACCCAACAUUCAGUCUGCAGAGAACUAGGUUACCAUAGCAACAGCAUAAUCCCAUGAAAAUGCCCUUUUAUCACCAGCAAUUAAAGGAAGCUUAAAAGAGCAACCCCGUACCACCGCAAAUAAUUGAAGUAAUUGUAGGACAUUUUUUUCAAACCUUGCUAAUACAGAAUUUUAAAUUUUUUUUUUGUUGUUUCUGACUCUUUUCUCGUUAUUUAGUGGGCCUACAAUGACUUCUGCAGAAUUUCACCAAGUGUCAAGGCCACCAAUGAGCUUAUCAUAACCAUGAAAAAAAGUGAGUCAAAAUUUGAAAUAAUUUUUUGCUGGUUGAAACCCCAUUUACACGUGCUAAAAAUAUCAGCAUGGCACGCCAAAUUUUUGGCACUUUGUAACCAGUGUACAAUGACUGUAUGUUGACUAAAGUUGCAGGUUGUCAAGUACAUGUAUGUGUACCAAACUAAUUAUUGUUUUGUUUCUUCUAGCUGGUGCCAGCAAGAAAAUUCAAAGUAUGACAUUUUCCACAGAACACAGAGCAGAUCUGUUAACUCAAGCACUUGUAAGUCCUUCAGGAGCUUUUAGUUGCUAAUUAUACACUUUACAACUGGUGGUGGUUGGGAUCCUUUGGCCAUUUUUUGGUUGACAUCAUUAUGUUUAGUGUUUGUGUUGCUGGCCCUAACCAAGUGGCAUUGAUAUUAUACUAUUAUAUUGUUUUAUCAAUUUAUUAUUUAUUGACACCCCAUCUUGGUCACUGCUUUGCAAAAUAUAACUGUGCAUUCUCAACUUUGCCAGCUGGUAUGUUUAAACUAAUGUGCAUGAGUCCUUGAAAUUUUCAGGAGCUGCCAUGUUAAAAAUAUGUAACCUCUAUCUAGUAACUUUCCUGAAAAUGCAACCAAUGUUUUAUGCUACCCUGCACAGCGGCACAUCCCCAGUGGUCUAUUAGUAGGAAGUUUCCUCUCUCCCCCGGGGCAUUUUCCUUUUUGUGGCAAAAAUUUGCUUAGCCUGUUCGAGGCAUUCAGAUGGUAGGGAGUGGGUGAAAAAUUAGUUGGGUGCGGGCAAAAAAUUGAUGAGGGAAAAAAUCCAGGCAAAUGGUGGGGAGCACGCGAAAAAUUAGUUGGGCGUGGGCGAAAAAUUCCCCUCGCUUUUUUUGCCCUUGUGUUCCUUUUGCGCUCGACGCCUACUAAAAAUUUAACCCGCUCCCCACUAUCUUAUUUCCUGGAACAGGCUAAUAUCUGCUUUGAUUAACAUUCUAGAUGAUUCAUGUCGCAUAAUAAUUUUCACUGUCUUGAUUGCUUUUCAGCGGUUUCAUAAACAAUUUUCUGACUUCAAAGCUAAAAAUGAAGUGGUAAGUUUAUAAUAAUAUCAAUACAUGUUUUGAGGUUUGUGCGUGUACAUAAUGUAUCAGGUAGCUAUGGUGGGCACAAUCCAUUGAUUGAGGGCAGACAACUUUUCUGCAGCACUGCACAAAAUAAUAUUGACUUGACAUUAUAUGUUGUUCUUUCAGCGGUUUAAUGCUUACAAGUAUCACUGGAGUGACACAAGACUUCCUGUAGUACUAGAGGUGACAAGAAUAAUUAUUCUAUUUUUUAACCCUCCAUUUGUUUAACCUUUGCAUAAUUUAAACUGACUUCCUGUCCCUAGUUAAAUGCUCCAAUUUUACAAUCCAGUUUUUAAAACUCUGGAUUUUCCAAACCAAUUUUUGUAUUUGUUAUUACACUAUAGGUUACUCCAUGCUCUUUGGAUCAAAUUGAUCCUACAACAAGACAAAAACUGUGCUCAUAUGAUUAUAAGGAAAUGGAAGGAGUUGUUCAGGUAAGUAGAACAUUAAUAUUAAUAUUAUCAUAGCUUGAACACAUUAUUAUUAUUUUUGUACAGUAGUUCACUUGAGUCUGUAAAAGUUGCUUUUUCUUCAAAGCAUGCAUUAGAGAAUGUUUUCCUACAAACCACAAAAAGUAAUAUUAAAUGAAAGCUUUGUACAUUUUGCCAAAAUAAUUAGCUUUGUCUGUAUCACUUUAGGUGUCUGACUACCCAGGAGGAAUUGCCAUUGUUUACGGAGGUUUUAGCCGACUUGUAAGUUGUAUUAAAAAAUAAAGCUACUGCGUCGGUUAAGCCAUCUAUCAAUAUUAAGUAGCACUUGACAUGUCCAUAGUCUAGAGUUUCCAAAUACAGUGUACAGUAAGAACUUUUUGUUAAAUAGACUGCUGUUUUUUUUUUUCAGCACCUUUUUGCACUAGAACAGAGAGAUGAGCUUAUAAAAAAGAUGUCAGAAUAUUCCAUGGCAAAUGUUGGUAUCUCAAUUAGGUGAGCAGAGAUAUGGUGCUUAAUUACAUGUCAAUACAUGUAUUGAGCAGUCAUUUAAAUUGUUGAUUUACAUGCAAUUCAUUAUUAUUAACUACCAUUAAGUCUAUCUACAUCUUCAGUUAUGAAUACUGUUUUUCUCUUUAAACUACAGGCAAAGAAAUAAACCAAUUACACAUGACCAGUUUCUCAAACACAAAUUUGGAAAGUACAGGUAAGGUGACUGAUUUCAUCCACAGACUCAAAAGUUAGAACCACCUACAGUGUAGUGCAACAUAAUAGACAGUACUACAAGAAAGUACUGCUCAGUAGCUUUCAUUUGAAUGGUCACACCAUGGAAUUUCAUCCACAGACUCAAAAGUUAGAACCACCUUGUACAGCAUAAUAAACAAUACCACAGGAAAGUACUGCUCAGUAGCUUUCAUUUGAAUGGUCACACAUUGGAUUCAAAAGUAAUAGACUGAAUUGACUUCACACACAAGAAACAAAACCACAUAUUUAUGAAGCAUAACUUGCAUGCUAUCUUCAUAAUUUUUAACUACAUUGUACCUGUAUUAAACACCUACAGUGAAGAUGAACAUAUCACAUCAUUAGCAGAAUUCAAGGUUCAGAAAAUAUCGCCAAGACAACCGGUAAGCCAUUUUUGUAUCAUUAGCUUUAGUGGAUGAAAGGUUUGUUUUUGUCAUUCCAUCGAAAUGCUGUUAGUGACUGUUUAAUUUACUAAGUUCUGUAUUGAUACUGUUUUUUUAGGAUCCUGUAGUUCGUACUCUGUGUUUAUCAGAGACCUGUAUUAUAGAAAGAGAUCCUGCGACAUACAUCAUCGUCAGCUGUCUUCCACUGAGUGAUGUAAGUUGCAUAAUUUUAUUGUGUGUGUUUCAGUCAGUGUCAAUCCUAGCAUUAUUCAUCCCAUCAGCAUCUUGUAUUUUUCUACUCCAUUUAUGGUAUUAAUCAUUUCAAUGAUAGCCAGUUUAUAUAUAGACAGUGUGCACAGUGGAGUCUCGAUCUGUUUAGAGAAAAACCUUUCAGAGCAAGGUAGAAAACCAACAACAAACUCGACCAAAAUGUGGCAUCGACGCUGGGACUUGAACCCAGGCCAUAUUUGAGGGAGGCUAGUGCUCUCACCACUGCGCCACCCUUGCUCCCUCACUAGAAACAACCUCAAUGUUCUAUGCUGUUGUUUUAACAUCAGUGGCUCAGUGCAAACACUCUUUGUUUUCUCACAGGUGUUUGCUAUUAUUCGUGAAGUUGAUAAUCCUCAGUUGUUCACCUUAGAGUUUGUCAGAGGGACUACGAAGAAAUUUAUGUCAACUGACAGGUACAUAAAGGGCAAUGAAAGUUAAGUUUUAAGUUAUGUAUUAUUUCAAUAUUAUUUUAGUACUUCUCUUGAAGAAAUAUCUGUCUCCUUUUUUUGUUGCCAAUGUUAGCAUCACUCUAAGUUGUACCAUUUACAAAUGUAAAUUGCUUCAUAUUAAUUGUCGUUAGUGAUCUAAGAAAGUGAUUUUGAAAUGAAUGCUGCCCUUGAAUAAAUGCCCCCCUUUCAAAUAAGCACUGGAAAAAAAAUUCGUAAGAUUUAAUCAGCAUUAUGGCAUGGUGGCUGGUAUUUAACAGUAGCUGUAUUUUGUUGUUGUUUUGUUCAGAGACUCACUUCUGGCCAGUCUACUUGAUGGAGUGCGUGCAAGUGGCAACAGAGAUGUCUGUGUUAAAAUUAAACCAACCAAGAGAGGUGCAGUGCCAUAUCAGAUAAUAAGAUUUAAUAAUAUUGUUAUUACAUUUACAUGUUAAAGUGCAUUUGAAUAUUUUGUCCUUUAUAAUUAGCUUCCGUAUGUUUGCAUUCUUCUUAUCCAAUACAUAGACACAGGUUUGUAGUUCAUGUCUCGAACAGAAAUAACUUAAUAAUAUUUGACUGGUAAUACUUUUUUGAUGUUUCCCAGGGUUUAGAUUUGGGCCUGUAAUUUCCAAUGUUGAUGAAGAAGUGGAGAGUCAACACCUCAGAUUUCUCGCUGUUCCGCCAAGUAAGUGUCAACAAAAUUUGCAGUGAUAUUAAAGGUUGCACCAGGCAGAUUGCAAUAGGCAAUACAUUUGUAGGUCAAGAGGUUUUCUGGUGAAUGUGAGCAAUGUCAUGAGCAUACAGUGUUAUAGUAUUGAUUAAGCCAUCUGGAUGUUCUUCAAAGUAGAAAGACUUGCAAACAGAGUAUAAUGUUUUAUUUGUGGAAGUUAUUGAUUUUUAUUCAUUAUGCUCUUUGAAUAUUGGCUUACUCCAAUUUAACUUGUUUUCUGCUUCAGCUACUUUCGCAGAAGCAGUAGAAAGGUUCAACAGCAAUAUUCCUUACAAUGGACUACUGCAUGCUGUCACGCAAGAUGUGAGUACGGCAGUGGGCACGUAAAGGGCAUGUUGGAUUUGCCAUUUCGAGAAUAAGAAUAAAUGGAACAACUGUAGAAAUCUCUUGUUUUGGCAUUCACUUCAUUGCAAUAUCUGGACAUUUGCCUGAAAUAAAAUAUUCCAAUAUACAUAAUUUAUACAUGUGUGUAGAGUUUUAAAUAAUGUUCCAAAACUCAAGGUAGAAGAGAUUUGUAACAAAACUUUUGGGUACAUGUAUUCUUAUUUCAAAAUACGAUUAAUGGAACACACCCAAAGAUGUUCAAUGCACUAAACAUUUUUAUUAUUAUUUUCAUAAAGUUGUAAUUUUUAGUACACAUGCACUUUUGUGUACUGCAAAACAAGGACCAUAAAAAUUAAUUGUUAAAUAAAUACUGAUGUCAAUGCCCCUACCCCCUUGGCCAUCCCUUUUGGCCCUUCAAUUAAGCUUGCCUCUCCCUAACCUACAUGUACAGUGUAUGUUUCUUACUGUUUUAGUUUCUGUGCCUAAGGUUUUCUUGCACCUCUGUGUUUUAUUCUGACUUCAUCAUGAUGUUGUCUCUUUAGGGUCUGUUUGCUGAAAAUAAGGAGAAGCUGAUAACAGGAGCAAUCACUGCACUGCUAGCAAUGGAAGGUAAAUAAGACUGUUACAUUCCCAGACUUUCACUCAGCUAAACAGGGACUGCCAUUGGUUGAUUCUUGGUCACAUGGCCUUGACAAUGUACAGGUAUCUUGAUUGUGAUACAUUUGAGCAAUAUUGUAUCCUGCUCAGAUACAUUACAGCACAUGAUCAAAGCAUGAUGGAAAUUGGCAUGACAGAAGGCAGGAAAAACACUGCCAUUUUUCACUUUUGGGGAUGAAGACAACAACACAAAUGUGAAGCCUCAAGCUAAAAAGUAACAACUGCAGCUAGUGUACUGCUCAGUACAGCUGUACACAUAGCUUUUACAGUUUGUGUAUUUUAUUGGUCACACCCUUAGACUUCAACACUACUUGCUGUAAAGGUUAAUGUACUUUGACGACCCAUGUUUCUUUGCAGGAGAUCAGAGUACCAUCACUGCUGAAGAUCUUGAAGGACAGUUUCAGGCCAUUAGAAGACUUGUUGCUUCCAAAGCAGGAUUUCAAGCAUUCACCACCCUGCCCAAGUAAGUGGAAGAUUUUUAUUGCAUUUUUCAAGGAAAAUCUCUCGCACAACUUUUUUGGUUUAUGGACCACCACAAUUUAAUUAUCCACUCCCCUUAUGGGGCUUUUCUGGGAUGAUGAAACAGGUUGCUCUUUACACGUCCCAGGUUACCUGCUUCUGCCAUAACCUGGAGAGCUCUAUGGCCAGGUGUUUAUAAUGGUCAACCUUCUCCCUGUACUUGCUCUCAACAUUGGCGUCCCACAGCACAGCUAUAUCUAUGAUUUUUACCCUGCUAUCCACUUUGUCGAUUAGUACAGUGUUGGGGCAGCCAUGGUGAAUGGCCAGUCAGUGUAUAUGUUGUGGUUCAAUUUUAUCCUUGGUUCAAUUUUUAUUUUCUUUUGUUUGAAACUCAUUAUCAUACAUUACCAUACCCAAAAACAAAAGGAAAUAAAAAUUAAACCAAGGAUAAAAUUGAACCACAACAUAUAUGCUGAAGUCCCAUAGAAUUUUGGAGGUUCCAUUUUCCAAAGCUGUCUCCACCUUGUGUUGCCACCAUUGUUCCAAUCUCUCAAAUCCAUAGAGCCCAGUGGAUCUGACUAGCAAUUCGGUUAUGGCAGUUGAGAUAGUCGCUGUUUGCUAGCAUUUCACAUCUGCUUACAAUGUGGGCUACUGUCUCAUCCUUUUUUCCACAUUGUCUGGGUUUAGGGGAUUCAACAGAGUGGUAGAGUUAUUAUUAUUAUUAUUAUUAUUAUUAUUAUAAUCAUUAUCAUUAUUACUAUUAUCAUUAUUAUUAUUAUCAUCAUUAUUAUUAUUAUUAGCUAGCGAUCAGGGUGGGACUUGAACUCGGAGCCUCUGAAUUACAAGUCCAGCUCCCUAACCGCUCGGCCACACUGCCUCUUUAAUGAAGGGUAUCAUAAAAAUAAUAUGAGUCACAUCUGAUUCCAUUUGAAAGGAACCCUAUCAAAAGUACUUGCAUCAUGAACUGUCAACUUAUAGUAUGUUAAAUUUUGCAUUAUGGUUGAAAUCAGGUUUCAAAUGUCAAAAUUGACAUAAAAAGGAAGUUCUGGAAAUCAAUUUUCAUGGAGGUAAAAACUUCUCCAGCUUCGCUAUGAAUCACUGUGUACCCACUUUUCUAUUUUUCACAGAUUCAGAGAUAAGCUUGGUGUCAAGGUUGUGAAAGCUUUGAAAAGAAAUGAUGAUGGUGUCACACAUGCUGCCAUUGACACACUAUGUGCUCUGAUGCAGGUGGGAGAUAAUUUACCAUCGCAAUCUUAUCAAACCUUCAAACUGUAAACUGCCGCUUAUACACUGUAAGCCCCCCUCCACUUAUAUACACCCAAGUUAUAGGUGCAUUUACUUGUAAAGUAACAAAAACAAUAAAUCUUCUAGCCCCAAUUUAUUAUAAGCCCUUUCCCCCCGCCUCCCCUGUGAAUUUGAUUUAUUGUGAUGUGCUAAAGAUGUACAUUGUAAAAAGAAAGACCACCUGGAAGAACUCGUGCGGGAUUGCUGGAUAGAGUAAAGGAUGGCAGCCCUUACAUAAUGGUCAACAGGCGUGCCUUGGAUCAAGAACUAUAAGGAAGCGCCUUCCUGUGGGCAGAACACACACACACCCCUCCCCCCACAUUGUAUAAGCCCAGGGCUCAUAAGCAGUAUUGUAUGUAUGUGGCCAUCUGUCUUGAGCAACCACCUACAUGUACAUUGUAAUAAAAAUACCAAAUUCAGUUUUCUCAGUCAAAGCACUAUUAAUGUUAUUUUAUUUAUUUAAUUGAAAUUAUUCUAAAUUGAAUUUCAUUGCACAAGACAACCAAUGAAUACGCAGGGCUGUCACCAAGAUUUCAAGUUGCCGGGUAAAUACAACAAUUAGGUGGGGAGUCAAACAGCGAGGAUUUCGUUUGGUUCUAUUUUUCUUGUAUUGUCCCAUGAAAGUAGCUGGGGCCAUGUUCGUAGUAGCCAGGGGAAAUCGUCAGCCCGCGCCUCUUAAUGACAGCCGUGAUUAUAAGGUCAGAAAGAAUACAAGAUUCCUCAAGAAUAAGCCACCCGAGGUUCAAAUGUAGUUGGAACCACAUAUUAAUUAGUGACCACCUCUUAUAAGCAAUCGCCACAACUUGGCAUUCAGAGUUCUCACUUAUGUGAGGUUAGGCAUACAUACAUGCUGGACCAAAGUUCCUUGCUCUAACAUUUUAUCAUGUUUUAUUUUCAGCCAAUGCAUGAUAACUACGACCUUAGGCAAGAGCAGAUGAACAAGUCUUCACUUCUUUCAUCCAAAAAAUUCCUUGCUACCCUUUUGGAAAUCUUCACCACCCAUGUGGUUAGUAUUUGUUAUGAAAGUUAUCUCUAGCCCCUAGUCCUUAGUAGUCCUUCUAUUUCUUUUUGAUUUAUGGACAACGUUCCUUUCCUACAAAGAUAUCGGUAGGGAUCACUCUACGAGCAAAGGUUUCUCUCUUGCAUGGCUGUUAGUAUUUACGAAGUGGUUUCUCCCAGAGCGUAAACAAACCAACUGUGUGACUGAUAAGCGAUGCAAACGGCUCUGUAAAUGCCAAAAGCCAUACAAGAGAGUAACCUCUGCUUGCAGGGCAGGUAAGGAUAUUUUCUCAAGCCAAAACAAUAUCUGCAUAAGCAGCUAGUAUCUUUAAUAAAUUGCCUGUAAACGAAUCAUUUUUACGGCUGUUAACAUUUUUGUCUUGGUUUAAUUUUUAUCUUACAGAAUAGAAGCACUGGAGCUCUUGUAGUCAGUUCACUACUUGAUUUCCUCACAUUUGCACUAUGUCCACCAUACAGGUCUGUUAUAGUCCUUAAUUCAAUGAAAAAAAAAAGUGAAACAUAAUUUUUAAUAAAUUUGAUUUUAAUCAUACAGUGAAACAACAGAUGGAGUUCAGUUCGACACUUUGUUGGAAAUGGUUGCAGAUCUUGGUCGGAACAUUUUCAAACUAUUUCAGGUACAUCAAAUGCAUAUCACAGCUCAGUGGCAGAUCUAGGGGACCUGAGGGUUGUGCCACCCUUAUUUUACAACCAAAACUAGGCCUGUACGGUUGAGUCUGUCCCCCACCCCCCUUCACAAAGUCAGGAUGAUCGGGGCCUGACUUACUCAAAGUUCUGAAUGUGCCAAUACAGCACACUAUAAAUAAAUUUAUGCUCAAGAAAAACAGGUCAUUUCACAUAUUCAUCCUACAGUUACAUACACACCAUGUACUCCAAGCCAUUCUCCAGUAUGGUGAAUUAAAUUAAUGUACUACAGGAAAAUAAAAUCCUUGACAAAUGCAGAGUGAACUUUACAUUAAUUUUGGAGGUUUCAUUACUGAGUUUUCUGUAAUUAUUUCAUGCAUCGAUGUUCAUGUUGGGUUUCCUGUUGUAGCAUCCAUCCAUGGCAAUUGUCAAGGGAGCUGGAAUGGUGAUGAAAGCUGUCAUUGAGGUGGGUUUCAGUAAUUACCAGUAAAUACAACAAAAUUGUUGCUACAUGUAGAACCAACAAUAUUGUUUCCCUGUUCAAGAUUUAUAUUUGUAGGUAUUUUUUGUAACUCAGAACAAUACAAUGUAUUGUAAUACCAGUUAGAUUCUCUUUGCUUUAAAUUAUAUGAUAUGAUUAUGAUUGAUGACUUUAGGAAAUUCAACCAGUGCUUGUGGAAGAUUUCUUCCAUUGCCAGUAUUAAUUUUUGUAAUGUUAGGUCACCAAGGGUGUGGAGGCGUGUGUGGCUGAGUAGUAAACACUUUGAAAUCCGCAUCUGGGGGUCCGGGGGUCAAGCUUUGCCUGUCGCGUUGUUUCUUCAGACAAGGAACUUUAUUCCACUUUGUCUCUCUUCACCCAGGUGUAUAAAUGGGUACCGGCGACAUACUGCUGGAGGGUAACCCUACUAUGGACUAGCAUCCCGUCCAGGGGGGAAUAGCAAUACUCCUAGGUGCUUCAUCCUACAGAAACCAGGAUAAGCUCCAGCUGUUUGGGCCUUUGGCUUGUAUGCGCCUUUACCUUUACCUUUUACCUAGGUCAGCAAUGGUAACUAAGGUCUGUUUUUUUUGUUUGUGUGCCACAGGAGGGGGACUCAGAGAUUGCGGCUAAGAUGCAAGAUUUAGCUUUGGCUGAGGGAGCUCUACCUCGACAUCUUCACACAGCAAUGUUUACACAGAGCACUGAUAACAGACUGCUCACAAACAGGCAUGUGUCAUUAUUAGCGCUUUAAGCUCCAAUAUCCACAUAUAAAUUCUCCAUACUGAUCUUCAUACAUUUCCUUAAAGAAUUAGUUGAGAGAAUUUGAUAACGGAUCAAAGUGUUUUCUCUUAAGUGAUCAUUUUAUUAACUCUCAUAACCAUUUCUUUUGGGAACAUAUGGAUAUGAUUUAUUAAUGUUGGUCACUAUUGGGACUUAACUGCCCACCUACCCCUCCCCUAACCCAACAUUUUGCCCUAAGUGAGAAGUAAGUGUUAAUGUUGACUUAGGGGAGGGGCAGGCGGGCAGUUUCCCAGGAACCUAAAUUGAUCCCAACAUUCUGUAAGAAAAUAUUUACAAAAUCUUUUUGUCUGUCUAUAGACAACUCAGCAGACAUCUGGUAACCCUGUGGGUCACAGGACACCCAACAGCAAUGGGUCUGCUAAAGAGAAUAAUGGUAAGUUUUUGUUUUAUGUUUGGUGGUCCUGUGGUAUCUUAAAUUGUUGACACUCGAAGUUCACUGUAUUUCUUGCUCUCCUCUUAGCCUGCUGGGAUGAUGAACUUUCUCACUUCUGAUGAUAAGGUAAAGCUUUACUUGACCUUACUGAACUAAUGAAACAUAGAAAAAAGCCUUUAAAUAGUCUUGGUGAAUUGGUUCUAUUGGAAUGGCUAUAUUUUCAGUACCAGUACUUCAUCCACAGACUCAAAAGCUUGAAUUACCUUGUACAGCAUAAUAAACAGCACCACAGGAAAGUACCACUUAGCAGCUUUUAUUUAAAUGGUCACAUCGUAGAAUUUCAUUCACAGACUCAAAAGUUUGAACCACCUUGUACAGCAUAAUAAACAGUACCACAGGCAAGUAUUGCUCAAUAGCUUUCAUUUGAAUGGUCACACCAUAGGAUUUCAUCCACAGACUCAAAAGUUAGAACCACCUUGUACAGCAUAAUAAACAGUACCACAGGAAAGUACUGCUCAGUAGCUUUCAUUUGAAUGGUCAUACCAUAGGAUUUCAUCCACAGACUCAAAAGUUAGAACCACCUUCUACAGCAUAAUAAACAGUACCACAGGAAAGUAUUUCUCAGUAGCUUUCAUUUGAGUGGUCACACCAUAGGAUUCCAUCCACAGACUCAAAAGUUUGAGCUACCUGCAGCUUGCACAACCUAAUAAACAGUGUCACAGGAGGGAUAAAGCUCGUCACACAAGGACCUACAAGCAUUAACAUUGGAAAAUGCUGUUGUGCAGCAGCUUUCACUGGAAUGAUUGAAAAUGUGGUGUACCACUUAUGUUACAUACCUCUUGUUUAAUUUUGUGUGCAGGGUAUGAUCAAGUUAUAUAAUUUUGUUCUCUUUGCAUUGUCACUCACAGGUGCCAGAGACUGAGGAAGACAAACUCCAUGUGCGAGACAACGUAAAACUUGCUGAAGUAAGCUGUCACCUUUAUUGAUUUUGCUGGCAGCUUUUCUUUGUGAUAAUCGUUAUGUAGGUCCUUAUUCCAUUUGUAGCAUGAGGUACACAAUUCUUUUUUAUUGUUAGUUUUUGUCAUUUAGCAAAUCUUAAGCUUUCGACAGUUUAUCCAAUGACUGGCAUUAAGUUAAACCACUGUAAAUCCUCUAUGAAGCCCCCCUCUCAAAUAAGCCCCCUACCUCUAAUAAGCCCCCCUUUUCAGGGGAAGAAAAUUAAUAAGCCCCCCCUCCCAUAAUUAUUCUUCACUAAUAAGUGAUAGACUGUAUUAAUCAAUCACGACUGUAAAACUUUAUGUGGACUGAUCUGGGAUGGUUUAUUCACCAGCUGGAAGUUCGGACUUGAUUCUGAUCCUUGCAUGACCUCCAACCUUCUUGUACUUAAGGUUUUCCACUUUGUAUUCUAAUUCUUUAUGGAGAACUGAUACCAUCAUCUUUUCUAAAUUAAAUAAGCCCCCCCCGCCCUCAAAUGGGCGUGAAAAAAAUAAGCCCCCCAGUGGGGGGGGGGGGGUCUUAAUGGAGGAUUUACCGUAAAAACAGCAACUGAACUUUUCAGUUAUCGUGAGGUUCACAUUAAUUCAUUCUUUGAUGUUUGUCUCAUGAUAUUCAAGGUCAAUUCAGAGUCUUCUGCAGUUUCUACAUUCAUUUCUUUUUAUUUUAUGCUGUAGGAUUCCUCUAAACCUAAGAAACAUCAGUAUCUUGUACAGCUAGAUGUAGUGCUGACCCACUGGAGAACAAAGAUGGGCUUCAAAUCAAAAGAAGUAAGAAUCUCUACUUUCCUUUUUCAGCUUAUACUUAAGUAAAAUAAAACUCCCUAGAGUAAUGAAAAGUUAAAUUCAACAACAACAGCAACCACAAUAAUGCAAAAGCAAUUUGAAGUUUGUAAACUGCCAAAAAAGAUGAAUACCAAAGGAAGAUGGAACAGUUACUCUGUAUCUGCGCCUGCGGGCAAGCUACUGUAUCUUCAAAACUAAUACUCUCUUAACAAUCUUAUUUCUUCCACAUCAAAAGCAGAUAUUCUAUCACUGUUCUAGUGAUCUAUUGUAGAAGAACUGUCCAUCCUUCCCUGCUGGCAGAUGCCUCUUUUCCCAUAACCUGAGAUCAGGCUAUAUUUUCAUUUCGUUGGUAAAUAACAUUCCGGCAGGCAAGGCGAAACGAAAAGAGAGCCCCAAUUUUAGCGGUAGCAGUUAGAGAGAAUGAGUAUGAGAACCGCUAAAAUUGGGCCUGAUCUCAGGUUACUUUUCCUCCUGCCCGCCGAAUACCAGGGAAAAGAGGCUUCUGCCAGCAGGAAAUGUCCAUCCUGUUGUUAAAAUAAAAAAUGUGUCUUUUAUCAGUCUCUUUUAAUAAUGAUGUUUAUUAUUUAUUGGUACAGACAAAUCAGAAGCCUGUGAUUUUAAGAAAAAGAAGACAAAGAAUAAAAAGCGAUGCGAACUGGGAGCUUUUCUAUUACAAGUAAGUUAGAUGCAAGACUGCAUGAAAUGCUUUUUUAGGGUAAGCGCCCACUUUCCAGUGAAUCCUUCUGUUCAAAUAUCGCUUCAAGGAAGGGUGUGGUUAAUUGUUUUUUGUAAUUACUCUUGAAUGAAUGGGGCUACGAAUUGUUAUUGAAGAUGUUCCAGCAUGGGCUAAGAAUUAAAGAAUCCUAUCAAUUCCCCCUGAGUAUUCUUUUGUUCAGAGAUUACUUGCCACAUGGCAAUUGAUUUCAAGGCAGUUCAACCCUUUUAAGUUAUCUAUUCUCCAUGAUAUAAAGAUUUAUGCUGAUGUUGCCCAUGCAAUUUCCACUAAGGCAACCCAGGUUGUCCUGGACCUCACCUCCCUAUUUAAAGAAACUACCCUCUUCCUCCUCUAGAGUCUGUACAGGUAUGGAACUAAGUACAUGUACGUACAGUUGCAGGACAACUACAAGAAAACUUCCUGCCAUAUUCCAUAAAAUUUAGCUUGGUAUAUGCCUCUGGAGUCUUCAUGCAGUUCUCAGCACUAUUUUUUUCUCAUGUUUACAUCAAGAUGCAAGGACCUAGUCCAUGUCAAAAACUGAAGUUUAAGUGUGUUCUUUGUUGCUGUUGUUGUCUUAUAGGUUCAAUCAAGAUCAUUCUCAACCCAAUCUCAUCUGGAACUACAAAGUAAGUUGCCAUACUAUGCAAUUGAGUUGUUAUUGAUACAACAACGACAACAACAGUUUAUUUCUACUACUGUAGACAACUAAAAGAAUUUACAAGAAUACGAUUAUAAAUAAAUAAAUAAACAGUACAUACAGUAGCAGGACACCCAAAACAACUCAAAAGCUAAACUAGUUGGGUGACCAUAAUUAUGAUAGGAAAAAAUUUCGGUCUUUUCCUUUUUUACCACACGAUCCUUUUAUUUGAAAUUUCUUUGUAGACAAGAGAAGAACUAAGAGAAGCCUUAGAAGCUGAAAUGAGAGCUUUCACAGUAGACAAGGUUGGUCACAAAUUAAGUCUGCUCGUUGUGCAAUUUAUUAUCUGGAGUGUAAACCCUGGUUAAAAAGUCAUUUAAAACACUCACCAUUUGCAAAAGAUAGAGGCUUCUAAGAAGCCUGUCUAUCUUUUGCAAAUGGUGCGUGUUUUAAAUGACUUAAUGUACUGUAAGUGAGUACAUUUCCUUGACAUCCACUGCAUGAAUACGACGUGAAUCUCCUAAUGCGACGUUUUAUGGAGGGCGCGCCAACAUACGACUGUAAAUUUUCGUUUCUCUUCUGACCUGGAUAAAUUCCCUUAAGAAUUCAACUUCAGAAGAAAUCGUCUACAUUUGAAAAAUUAAAUGGGUCCAAAUUCACGCGGAAAAGUUUGAAGGGACGCAUAUUUAUUUUUUUAGCGACGUAUUCACUGCCCUCGUCUUCAUUGCUUAAGUUCUCUAUUUUAAUAGAGAACUUAAGCCUGGAAAACCAUGGUUUUCGAAGAACUCAUGCUUUAUGUUUUACUCGUUUUAAUGAACAGGAUCUUGGUCAAACUCAUGUUAUCUCGUGGAAUCAUCAAGAGUUUGAGGUACGGUAUGAGUGCCUCAGUGAAGAGAUCAAAAUCGGGGACUACUAUCUCAGGCUACUUCUUGAAGAAGAAGAGGAAAAAACACUGAUUCAUAAUGCGUAAGUUUUGUAUUAACGGGAGCUAAAAGGUAUUAAUGCAAACUAAUGCACAGACUCAUACCAAGUCCUCCUCAGUUUGAAACAAGAGAAUGUGGGUUGCCAUGGGCACCAUCCACCAAUCAUAACUAACGCUUAUUACCAAAAUGAUCCCAGAAAUCGUCGCGUGGCAAGCUUCUACCCAUUCUCCCUGAAAGUUUCAAAAUUGGCAAAUUGAAACUUGAGUUUCCUUCAAUGUUUUUAUUUUUGGUAUUUGGGGGGCAAUGCGUGGAAAUUUUAGAGCUAAGGAGUGUUAUGUCGUUUCUUUUCAGGUUAGAAUUUUUCAAUGACCUUUACCACAGAUUUCUUCUGACAACCAAGUCUGUCAUGAAAGCAAUGUGUUUACAGGUAACCAUAAAAGCAUCGUUUAUAAACUAAUGAUCUGCUUUUAUCCUUCAGUAGAAAAAAUUUUGUUAAGUAUUUGAAUUCUCGUUAAGUUUAUUUCCAGGCUCUGUAAUUUUUGUGAACACACUCAUCCAGGGUUUAUUCUACAUUAGAUAAGACUUUGUCGAAUAUUUUCUAUUCGUACUAGGCAAUGACCAAGGUGUAUAGCAGAUGCUACGAUGAAAUUGGUGCUUUUAAUGACACAAGAUACAUUGUUGGAAUGCUUGAAAAAGUAAGCAUAACCUUGCUAUGUUGUAAUUUAACUUCAUGUCUCUCUGGUUAAUGCUAUUUAUGCUAAUCUACUUUAUUUAACUCUAUCCUCUCCACAAUUCUUCUUCAAUAGCCUCUUCACUCACAGAAUACUUUAGGGCGAGAUUAUAGGUCACUCUAUUUUUGAAAUCUGUGGAUGAAAUCCUAUGUUGUUACCAUUCAAUUGAAAGCUACUGAGCAGUACUUUCCUGUGAUACUGUUUAUUAUGCUGUAAAAGGUGGUUCUAACUUUUGAGUCUGUGGAUGAGAUCCUGUGGUGUGACCAUUCAAAUGAAACCUCUUUGACAGAGCUUAAGCAUGGCACUCUUUAUUUCUUUGGGUUUUACCAAAAUGAAUUUUAUUUAUUUUGUGAACUUUUUGGUCAUUAUCUGGAUUGAAAGGGUUAGGGCAGAUAGUGAUUUGUAGUUUAUAAAGAAUUGGGCCCGAAGGCGUGAGGGACGGUCGUGAACCGAGCGAAAGCGAGCAACGAAGGUCCGAGACGAGAGACGUUCCACCAAACCAGCCGAAACCAGUGGAAACGGGCUUUGAGAAAGUCUACACCUGAAGCAGCAAUUUAAGUUAAUUUUAUGUUCUGUUUUUUCACCGUGCAGACGAUAGAUAAACUGGAAAGAGAUCGCCUUCUUCUCUUCCUGAAUGCACUCAUCAAGCACAAGGUAGCUGUGUACUUUUAUUUUUUCGCUUUUCCGUGUUUGCUGAAGUUCUUUUUUCUUUCUGAUAUUUGCAUUGUGUACACUAUCGUACUGCGACCGUAGGUUAAGUCGAGAAUGGGAGAAAAAAGAAUAUUUGUGGGUUCGUUCUUAACUCAAAAUGGUAAGAGUAAGGUUUUAUUCAAGUUGAGUGGUGCGCUCAACAUAAAAGAAUUGUAUCUUUGUACUUUCAUUUAUUUAUUAAGGGUACUUUCGUAUUAAGGGUGGUUGUUUAUACCCAAAGUCUUCUAGCGUAUGUAAUGCUUUUAAAACGUUUUCGUAGUUACCCCAUAUUCAGAAAGGCAAAAAUGGGGUCACCAUCCUUUUUUGGAGGUGUAGCAUAUCGAAUAUUGUAGUGUUUUUAGAACCUUCAGUCAGUACCAUACAAUACCUGAGAGAGUUAGUGACCAUUUUUCGGGUAAAGUCGAUAUGCUUAUAAAUUAUAAUAUGUAUUGGCUUCUUCAGAAAAAUGUCAAAGAGAUGAUGGAUGUAAAUGGUAUUAAAGUUCUUGUGGAUCUUCUUACACUCGCCCACCUUCACACCACCAGAGCUGUUGUACCAUUCCAGGUAAUGUGUAGGUUUGAAUAAGUUAUAUUUUUCAUCCAACAAGAAGUUGUAUUUCUUUUUGUCAUGUUAAGUGUCACAGGUUGUAGCUAAACUGAUCAAGCUUUACCCCGGGUACCAGAGGUUUUUCUCGCGUGCGGCGAAGACGCGAGAAAAACUUUCCGCGCGGGUCACUAUAAAGACUUGACAGAAACCGGAAGCCGCGCUAGAAAAGUCCCUGGCACCCAGGGUAAUCAAGCUUUUUCGCCGUAUUAAAAUAAAGUAGCUGUAGAGUGUUUGUCGCUUAGGCGUUUGCGUGACAUUGUCAAAUUUUUUUUUCCAAAAAAGGCUCCUCGUAGAUUUAGGACGCGUGACGGGGCGCUGUUUACGCUUGAGUUAAGAUACUUUCUACAGAUUCUAGGGUAUUUUCGACCAGUCGGUAAAAAGUACAAGUAGCCGCGCUCAAGAUUCAUUUGUCUGUUUCUAUAUUUUUUAUAGAGUAACCUGCUGGAAGCAUCUCCAGAGUCCAUGCAAAAAGGGACUGAAAAAGAGUGGUACUAUGGAAACAAGGAGAGGGAAAGAUUAGGUCCUUUUAGCUUCAAAGAGGUCAGUACUAGCAUCUGUAAGAUAAUGAAAAAUUUAUUGGCAGUUCUGUUUUGUUAAGCCCUGUCCUCACUAGCGACCCAAGCACAAGCAUAAGCAUAAGCAUUACCAUAAGAGAACGCAGGCAUAAACCUAAGCAGCCUGCGUAGAAGGCGCUUGGAAGUAAGGGGCACAGGAAAGAACGGCGCGCGCGAAAGAGACACGCGAGGGGAGAAGGAGUAAACGAUUUUCAUGGGCCUCUCGGGCAGGUGCUCUCUCUCUCCUCUCGUGUCGCUCUCGCGCGCCACGCUCUUUCUUGUGCUCAUUACUUUCAACUGUCUGCUGCGCAGGCUAAAACAUAAACAUAAGCAUAAAAAGCUUAUGCGUUAGUGAGGACGGCCGUGAUAUAGUCAUGAGAAUAAGUAUAAGAACGCAAGGUUUAUAUGUCAAGGCCGUCCUCGGUCGCGUAAGCUCUUUAUGCUCCUGCAUAGGCAUUCUUGCAUCGAUAGUGAGGACCAGGCUUAAAACAACUUAAAAGAGGAUAUCAAUUCGUGACCGCUAUUUCAGUGCACGUUGUAAAUUUUUCAGAUGAAGGACAUGUCGGCAGAGGGUACUCUCCGCCCUGAAACAAAGUGUUGGGCGCAAGGUAUGGAUGGAUGGAGACCACUGCAGAACAUUCCGCAACUCAAAUGGUACCUGCUGGCCACAGGAAAUGCUGUUAUGAAUGAAACAGAUCUGGCUGUGUUAAUUCUGAAUAUGCUGAUCAAAAUAUGUGAAUUCUACCCCAACAGGUUACAACAUCAAUUUUAUUUUUAUUUGUUGCUUUGUUUUCUCCCAUGAACGCAGCCUGCGAGCGGCGUGCGAGACGAGACGCCCCUCGCUGCUUUGCCGCUUAGACGCGCGUUUUUUUCAAAAUAGAGAGCUUGCUCCCAGGCUACCUUGAAUGCAUCCUCGAAACGUCUGGUAUUCCUCCUUUUUCAACGCAUAUUUUGAUAAACAUUGUCAUUAACUCGAUUAUUUGCGUUGCACAGCCAGUUUCUUCAGAAGUUUUUGUAAUGCUACCUCAAAUGUUGUAAUGCGGGCAGUUUUUUUCAGUUACUUUUUAAUCACUGUGGAAGCAAACGUCCGGCUGGUGUCUCUGUGUACUCUUACGUAAUUUUGGUGCGUAUUCGAAGUUCCCCUCUUUUAACCAUAAAGAACUAAUGUUGUGUCUUAAGCUCAUCAUGGACUUCACAUUAAUCCGACAUAAUAAUUUGUAUUUUUGUUUGUUUGUUUUUCAGAGAUAUUGAUGGUGCCAUUGUCAGGCCGCUACCAAGAGCAAAGAGAAUGUUAUCCGAAGCCACCUGUCUGCCGCAUAUAGUUCAGGUAUACACUUGAUUUUGUGCUUGUUCUUGCUGAAUCCUUCUCAACUGUCUUUUUCCAUCCCUUUUCAUUUGGCUUGAGGGAAUGGCUUAAAUAGAGCUCACUGAAUAGCUUGAACUCCGAGGUUUGAAAGAUGCUGAAAUUUCCUUAAUACCCAUCACAACAGCCGUUCAGAGGCUUAGCUUUAAUAUUGGGAUGCCACUAUUUCAUCCUAUGGAUUCUUCCCCCCCCUACCCUUGGGAUUGCGUUACCAUCCCUUGGGAUUCCACUACCCCAUCCUUGAGAACUCUUGAACAACCCCACACGUGGGAUUCCACUAACUUACCUUUAGGAUUCCAACACCCCACCCCUGAGAUUCCAUUAUCCCCUUUUUGGUACUCCAUUGCCACACCCUUGAGAUUUCAUUACCCCGCCCUUAGAAUUUCAGCUCCCCUUUCAUGACUUUUAGUUUAUGGGUCACAAAAGUCCUUCUUUGCAUCGCGUGCUUCACCCAUCGCCAUUAUUGUUACCUUGUAGUAACUUACAGACACCACUGUUUAACGAACUUCUAAAAAUCUCUUGUAAUGAUUUUUACAAUUCUAAGAAUCCGUCUAAGUUUUUUUUUUGUCAGAAAUGGACCUGUUUUAUGACACUUAACAGUUUAUGUAAUGUGUUAUGUAGACGCACAUUGCACGUACACGCACUUUUUAAUUUUUUUCAUUAAAUUCAUGCACUGUCUCCGUCAUUGCAGCUGUUAUUAACAUUCGAUCCCAUAAUUGUGGAGAAGGUUGCCAUUCUGCUUCUAGAUGUGAUGGUGGUAAGCGAAAAAUUUAAUAUGAGCUUAUUCUUAUGAUAACUUUGUUAGAUUAAGGCUAUGUUCACAUUAAACUGGAUAGCCUCUUGCGCCGACACGAAAAUCUUACGGGAUAGGACUUCUGUUCACACACAAGAAGGAUGAUCUUCGCGCCAUUUCUGUAACGGAGCGAAGCUGCGCCACACCGAUCUUGCAAGUGGAUCGUCACAUAUCGCAUAGGUUUCUGCCACUCUUCAUCACAGUGUGAACACUUUAUUCGGACUGUAGCGGAAGUGAAUAGACAGCUUUAGAGCGAGAUUUUCUCAGUACUAACUAGUGCGCGUGCGUGAACCAGCGUUAUUUUGGCGGGAAAAUGUGGUAGCCGUCUUCUCUCUGCUACGAAUUUUAGCGAGAAUGUCAAAGUGGCGGAAACAAGUUAUCAAAUGUUAGUAGUUUUAUCUUUUUGCGAUCAGGAAAGGGUGUAACCUCCUUCACUUAAGGCAGCAGUGUUAACUUUUAUACUGAAAACAGGUAAAAUGAAGCUUUCCGGGGAGUCUAUAUUUUGAGAAUACGUGAAAAAACUUGAAGUCAAAUCUCGUACUCGUAGUCGUCCUUGUCCUUGAAUCUAAAGGUCUCUAAUAAGAGGAGGCGAGGACUGGAACCCACGGAAACGGAAGUAAAUAUUCAGGAGGAAAGGAACGAUUGGUAUUUAGUGCACCAUGCUCACUCGGCCAACCGAACCGGUCGAUGUUUGAUGCGAGUCGGUGAACGACUUGUUUCAUUUCUUUGUUGUUGUCAUUCGUAAUGUUCCCGACAGCUUUUCAUGUCCCCACGAAAAGUUAUCCGGCAUAUUGUAGGCAUAGCUUAAGUCCUGACAGCGAUCGUCAAUCAAAAUUGCAAUGGGAAUUAACGGUACGAUCAUCGAAGAUAUUACAACGAUAUUCUGCUUAGUACAGCUGUAUAGAAAGUGUGAAUUUAAAUGAUAAUAGUGCGGUCAUGCUGUGAGUGCUAACAGUGAGAAACUCUGCCAAUCCUUCUGUACUGCAAGUUUUACAAGGGAUAAACAAGAAAAUGUUUUUGACCCCAGCAAGGAUUGGACUCACGUCCUCCCAACUGAGCUACGAGGCUAAUUGGGGGGCAGGUCAUGAGCGUUUUGAAAUUUUAGUUGAUGAAGAUGUUCUUAAGGUGUCACUGAGCAUGUGUUUUACGGGGGGAAGUGGGGAAAGGAUCAACCAAUAAAAAUCUAAUAAUUCUAGGAAAAUUAGAACCAUCAGUUGAGUGAAACCACUCAGUAUUUUUUUUAUCUUUGGUUCCAGGACAAUCCAAUCCUACCUCGACUGUAUCUUACUGGAGUAUUCUUCUUUAUCAUGAUGUACACGGGUUCAAAUGUUUUACCAAUUGGAAGGUAACGAAACGUUUUCUUGCAAUAGCCACAUCUUUAUUUGCAUCCCAAGUGAACCACAAUGGAAAAUGAAAGAUUUCAUUUCGUACAGUUCCUUAAGGGUAGAUUUCCUCUGAAGCGUUAUUUUUACGUGUUUACGCGCGUUAAAUUUACGUGCGUAUAUAAAGUAGAGGAGAUGUAUGAAAAGGCCGCGUGUAAACGUAAAAUUGAGCAGGGUUCAACUUGAACGUUUACGCGCGACCUCCCAUACAUUGCUUUUAUGCUAUUUACGCGCGUUAAAUUUGCGCGCGGGCGCACGUAAAAAUUACGCGAUACUGGAAAUCCACCUUAAAGCAAGAUUUUCUCGGCAAAAGUGAUGCUGAAGCACUAUAGGAUUUCGACCUUGGACUCGAAGUUAGAACCAACUGUUCAUACCAAAAUAAUUUUUGAUGGAGCUUUAGAUGCGCUUCGUGUAUGUUUUCAGAUUUCUUCAGGAAGUGCACACAAAACAGGCCUUCAGGACGGAGGAGGUUUGUGAUGAAAGAAGUCUCUUUAAUGCAUGAGAGUAGUAUUGGUGGUACAUGUUGUUGUUGAUGUUGUUAUAUCGUUUUAAAUAUCAUAAAGUUGGAGAAGCGCCGUCGAAGAUUUAGCGUUAAGAAAUGAACAUUUUCGUUCGCCUCUUUGCUUUUAAUAUUGAAGUAGAUCAGGCAUUCUAGUUAGCGACCAACAGAAAGGUGAAAAUAGAAAAUUAAAUAAAAUGUCCUGUCAAUUCUAUCCCUAUAUUAGAGGGUCACCUUUCUAAUACGGCUAACCUUGGUCUAGACUGCAAGCAGUCUCUUUUUCUCGUUAGAUUUAGUGAAGGGAGUGCGCGCGCGCCAGCAUCGACUGGCGAAGCCGCGAGACGCGAGAAACGAGGGCAUCUCCAGUCUCGCGCGCGGUCAUUUUAGCUCGACGUACUAAGAAGGAGAGACUGCUCGCAGUAUUGUAGUCUAACUUUGGUCCUUAACGCUGGUCAGACAUAUUCUUUGACUCUCAAUAAUGCGGAGGUCCAAGGGUAUCCGAAAGGUUGACUUUAGAAGAGGGAAAAUAUAACAGUAAAAUAAUAACAAAUUUUCUUUUCAGAAUAAAUCUUCGGACUUGAUCCAGAGAAGCAUUCUUGGCCCUCUCCUUCCAGAGGCCAUGGUUUGUUACCUCGAAAAUCACGGUAAGGUGACAUUUUACGAUUCUUCUAAGAUUACGAUUUUAUCACUGUCAUGUGCCACAGCAAUGAUGUAGCAACUUUUUUUUUUUCACCCAGGUCACGAAAAAUUUGCGGAAAUAUUCUUGGGAGAAUUUGACACGCCUGAAGCCAUCUGGAACAGCGAAAUGAGGUAUAGAGAUAUUGCUCUUGCCACGAGAACAUAAAAUUCAUAUCUUCGAGCUAACGUGUAAUAUUCUUUUUAUCAUAUAAACAUACUGAUGACGGCGUUUUUGAUGAUUUUCCGAAGAUUUCCGACCACCUUCCGAAGAUUUCCGAAGAUUUUUCAAAUUGUCCCGAAGACCAGACGAACGUUCCCGAACAUUUUCCGAAAAUUUCCGAAGAUUGCCGAGCACUUUCGAGGAAGACCCGACGAUGUUUCGAUGAUACACCAACGAAUUUAAGUACAAUUUUUAAAAGAGACAAACCUGAUGUCAGUGAAAUUAUCGAUAUCUUCACAUGUAAAAAUAUCGUAUUUUUACGUGUGUUCAGAUACCACAUUUCUCGGUGGUACAAAUCCUUGUAAAACACUGCAGUUUAUAUAAUAAUUGCUUUUUUAAACAAUUCAGUUUGUUGUUUCCUGCUUUUGUUUUAGGCGUAUGAUGAUAGAGAAGAUCGCUUCUCAUUUAGGAGACUUCUCACCCAGGCUUCAAAGUAACACUAGAGCACUUUAUCAGGUUAGGAAUAUUCCAGUAGUUGACUCCUUCAAAUUUGAACGGAUAGCGUUGAAGUGUGAAAAAAUCAUCGUCGUUGUCGUCAUCUAACAAAGUUCUUAACAUUUUGCUCACAGUACUGCCCAAUCCCAGCGAUUUCAUAUCCACAACUGGAAAACGAGUUGUUCUGCAACAUCUUCUAUUUACGUCAUCUAUGUGAUACGGACAAGUUUCCUGAUUGGCCAAUCAGAGAGCCAGUAAGUUUGACGUUUUUCCUUGUUUACAAGCUUGAUCAAAGAGCCAUUGCCGCUGACAUGCCCAAGUUCCGUCUUCACUAAUUCAAUGUUGUGGUACUGAAUGCGACAAAAAUAUUAGCACUACUUUUUGAAGCGUUGAAUAGCGGACGUCAAACAUGAAAAUGACGUGGAAAAUGAGAUUAGUUAAUUAGGAUGCUAGAUUUUUCCCAGCAUGAGUAUCGCUAGUUGAUUUUUGCAUUUCGCAGUGCAGUGUUUUUACCUUCAAUUUCGACCCCAGAGCAGCACGGGCAACGAGGAUGUGUUUCCUUUGCCUGUGACGGCUGUUUGCCCCCACCCCUCCUCCCUUAUCAUUAUGAGCAUGGAAAAAUUCUCUUCAACGAAGUCAUCGCUUCUUCACUGAGUUCAGAUGCCAAAUGAAAGGUGUGACUGCGAUGCGGUUGCCAUGACUACCUCGUUUUAGGUGUGUUUACAUUCAUUUCCGGCCCCUACCUCCGCCCCAUACCGCCACUCAUGAUCACGUGGUACUUUGUGCCUUUCGAGCUUACCGACAAGCGGUGAGAAGAAAGGUUAACUCGAAUUCUUUUGUUUAUUUGCAGGUUCGCCUACUGAAGGACAUCCUAGAAGCUUGGAAGAAGGAAGUGGAAAAGAAACCCUCGGAUCUGACAUUAGACGAAGCCUAUGAAACUCUCAAAGUUAAAAAAGACCCCUCAGGGUAGGACGUGGCUUUAACGAGUCCACACUUCAAGUCAAAGUCUGUCUGUAUGAUUUUACUCAAAGGCUGAAACUAUGUUAUGCGGCCAUGUAAAUAGCAUCACACACUUGAUGUGGCCCCGUCGGUUGUUUUUAUAGUAAAACAUCUCGAUGUCCUUUUCGGAAACCAAGAGCCUUCGGGUUCUCUUCACAAAAUGCUGGACAUGUCGGGUGUUUUUUGGUGGCGCGGAAACUAUAGUCUGCUACACGUUGCGUGACCACACUAAAAACGGCUGUGUAGCAGACUAAGGAAACUAUUGUUGGUUCGCUUUUGUUUUAUGGUGUAGCUAUUGUUUUUUGUCUUUUCAAUCUCUCGUAUUACGUCACUUUCGUGAUUGCGCUGGUCGUCAAUACCAAGCAACCACCAACUUAUCCGAUAACAAACCUUUGAAUAUUUUUGUCCAACUGUUCUGUUUCUCGGUGCAUACUGUGAAAGGCUUUUGUUAUUCUUUUAGAAUAAUUGAUUACUUAUUCUUUCAAUGCAGAAAAGUCGAUGAAUCCAAGAUAAGAAAAGCUUAUUUCAGAUUGGCGCAGAAAUAUCAUCCAGAUAAGAACCCCGAAGGACGGGUAAGAAACGAUUUUGUGCAAAAAUACUCUCGCAGAUAUUGUAGUUAAACUCGGAUCAAUGUAGGUUUCUGAGAAACUGCCCACCUACUCCUCCCCUAACUCAACAUUAACGCUUACUUCUUACUUAGGGCAAAAUGUUGGGUUAGGGGACGGGUAGGUGGGGAGUUUCCCCAGAAAUCUAAAACGUGGGGGAAGGUGCCUGUGAGGUUGUGGGAGCCCCGAACUGCAGCCAAGUGCAAUGCGUAACCUCGACAACCGGAGAGUGGCAUCCACCGAUGCACCGUCACACUGCUAACCAGUGGAACCUAACAUACCCACCAUACUUACCGUAGGGGGAAGGGUAGGGAGCAGAAAAAAAGACUUUGCAAACACGAGCGACGACAGGCAACGAAAACCAAAAGGUAAUGACCUGACCCCAAGAGAAUAGCUGUGAAUAGACUCAUGAGCCCCUGCGACGCGGUUUGGACGCCCCCGCAUAUGUCAUAGCUUAACAUAGAAGAUUGUAAUUUUAAAUUAUUUGGAAAACAGUCGAUGUACCAGGUGGUAUAAGACCCCAAAUAAAAAAAAUUAUCUUUUCUUGUCUGUCCAGCAAUGUCUUGAGUUUAACUGAGCGCUACAUGCAACUUUUAUUAACUUUCCUUCCAUAUUCCGUUUUAGGACAUUUUCGAGAAAGUUAGCAAGGCGUACGAGUUCCUGUGUUCGAAGGAUUCCAAAAAAGUUCAAGGACCUGAUCCCCACAAUAUUGUGCUUAUCCUUAAGGCGCAGUCCAUUCUCUUCAAACGUUACAAGGAAGGUAAAGUUAAAACAGCGAGAGUGACUUUUUGGUCAAGAUCUGUCAAGAAGAUGUUUCGUUGUGUGGACAGGAAACUGCAACCUCGCCAGUUAGACAACAAAUCUAGGAGCUUAGCUUUGUCGUAUGCAAGGCUGAAUCUUAAAAACGUAGGACGAUUCGUUUGUUUUCGUGUCAUAGAUCUAUAGGUUGGAGGUGGUGUUUAUUAACUUAGGGCGGUAUUUUUUUUGUAACAGUUACAUCAACCCAAGCUAAUUCAUCAAACACAUUGACAACGUUUUUCUGACUCAAACUAUUUGUACAUUCGCAGAGCUUCAGCCUUACAAAUACGCGGGUUAUCCCAUGUUGAUAAAAACCAUCAGAUUGGAAACAGAAGAUGGAUCUGUGUUCUCUAAAGAUGCCCCACUGUUGACAGCCGCUAGUGAACUCGCUUAUCAUACAAUGAACUGUUCUGCGCUUAACGCAGAGGAACUCCGCAGAGAAAACGGCAUCGAGGUAAAAAAAAAAAAAAAAUGCUGAAUGUGUAUCAGGUCGUUGUUUAUUACUAAGAUAGUCUUGAGGUGUUUUUAAUAGCCCUUACUUUCAGUAGCCUCUGGAUUUGAAGGUUCCAUUUAUGUAUUGUAAUACUUUUAUUGUUGAUAUAAUUUUUAUCAGGUGGCUGUUGAUCAAUGUGAGUGGGCUGUUACUGAAUUCAGUCCAAUGACUUGUUUUUUUCUUUAUUUUCCGUAGCUGUUCGAAUCGGAUAGCCUGUUUGCUAAUCUGCUACACAGCCGUUUUUAGUGUCGUCACGCAACGGUCCUCUCCAUGAGGGAGGAGCGUUGCGUGACGACACUAAGAACGGCUGUGUAGCAGACCAGACUACCUGUUUGCUUGAUUAGCAGCCAAAAGUCGUAAAAAUUUGUUUGUUUUCAUUGCUCGUUUACAUCAACAAUGAGUUUAUUUCAUAUUCAGGCUUUACAAGAAGCUUACAGCCGAUGUUUAACAGCCAUUAGUAGGCUUACUGAGCCUCAUGAAAUAGCUGUCCAGGUAAGAUGAAAAAAAUAAUGACCACCUAGUCAAACGAAUGUUGCAGCUUGAAGUGUAAAAAAAUCUCUGGUUUUGUUUUCUUCCGUAAAAAUUAAAUAGCAGUACCUUGUGAGAGAAAAAAGGUGUUAUUUUAAUAUUCUGGUCAUAGGUUUUUCCCCACGAGUUUCAUUGUUGGAUUUAACGGUCGCUUACCUAUAGAAAACCUUUUCUGUAAGUUCUCGAAAAAUCGGUCUAGCCUACUGCCUUUCCUGCCUUGGACAAAGAUUUCUACUGUUAGUCGCGUAAGUGCGACGGUUUUGAGUUUUAGGGAGAAUUGAACUUGACUUCUGCUUGUUGGUCCCUUUUCAGGUGUGCACCCAUAUCACAAAAUGCUACACUGUGGCGUCCCAAUUUGAAGAAUGUCGUGAGAAGAUCACAGAAAUGCCAGAAAUUAUUAAAGAUCUUUGCCGUGUUCUAUAUCACAAGGUUUGUAAAUGAUGUUGUUACAGUUUUUACAAUGCUGGCUUUAUCUCCCUCAAAAAGAGUCACAUUUACUUCCGCAUUUCUUUGAGAUCUUGAACGUCAGUUCAAUGUCAAUCGAAUCUCUCUUCUUUUCCUUCUGAUGAACACUCCUGAUCGCUAACCUCUAUUAACCCUUUAAGCCCCAAUAUCCACAUGCAAAUUCUCCAAACUGAUCUCUAUACAUUUUCUUAAAGAAUGUGUUGAGAGAAUUUGGUAAAAGAGCCAAGGCAUUUUCUCUUAGGUGAUCAAUUUAUUAAUUCUCAUAACCUAAUCUCUUGACAAUCGAUAGAUAUGGUUAGGAGAAAAUUGAUGUUGGUCACCAACUACUUAACUAACUACAAGCCAUGAGUUCGAAUCCCGUUGAAGUCCCAAGAUUUUCUUCGCGUUUAUUUGCAGUUGUUUAAAUUGCAAUUACUACUGCGACCGUCAUAUCUUCAUUUAAAAAAAUUGUAUUUCCGCAGUUUACAUCAUCUUCAUGUAACUAGAAUCUAGUCAAUAAAACUAUUGCAUAUGUACGUAUAUAGGUUGUGAUUCAGUUGUAUCCUUACUGCAGUGUCUUAUUCGCCACUUUAGAAACGAGCGGGGAACUGGAGCCGAAAUGUGUCCCGCAAGUGUUACUGGGAUCGUUACUGGGGACGUGGCGGUCAGCUAUUGGCCACUUUUCGUUGUCCUUAGCUACAAACAUUCCCAGAAGUCUUGGCGAAAGUUUUCUCGACCCAGUUUCCGUCUCAAUUGUAAAGUGGCGAAUUUUCAUUUACUUUAUGUUUGCUACACUCCCAAAGCCCGCUCCUCCCACCCCACCCUCUCUAUUUUUGUUGUUAGGUACUGAUACGUUUUUUUCAUCUCUAAAAAAGAAUCUUCCAGCUCUUUGCUCGGUGGCAGCUGAAUGUGUCAGCGCUUUCUCCGUGGAGUUCUGGCUUCAAACACAGCUCUUACAGGUAACGUGAUCAAAAACCUGAAAUCUUUCAGUUUUGGGGAGAGAAAAGUAGUGACGAGUAGCAAGUUUUCAGUGGGUUCAGUUCCUCCUUCGAUGAUGUUUCUUAUCUUAUUUGCAGUCGUUCAGUAGAGUGUUUAUGGGAUGAUGAUUUUCUUGUAGGCUGGCGUGUUGUGGCAUUUGCUGUUGUUUCUGUUCAACUAUGACUAUACAUUGGAUGAAAGUGGUGUAGAGAAAAGCGCGGAGACCAACCAACAGGUUUGACUGUUUGAAUGUAAAUAUACUGUAUGCUUUGUCUAGUAAUGCUUAUAUUAUAUUAUACCACUGACAUCUGCUUAUAUUUUGUUUUACAGGAAAUUGCAAAUAACCUUGCGCGGCUGAGUGUUGAUGCUCUGGCAAGACUCGGCGGAUAUCUGUGUAAGUGAAUAAAGAUUUUUAGAGUACCUUUUAACGUCGAAACCGCAACACCGAAGGGAAUCACUCUCGCCAAAUGUAACACUCGCAAACAAUAUUAAAAAUGAGCCAAUCAGCUUUCGAAGUAAGUUUAUGAAGCAGGCGCGAUCGGCGGGAAAAUUCAAUGUAACCAGGUCACAAUUAGUCGAACCUGAUAGGUUGAGAAAGUGGCGCGAUAUUUUUUAACCAGUCACAAAGCCUUGUAAGACAGACACCAGCAAACAUUAAAUAAUUGUUGAAGCUCGAAAAAAAAAAACGAUUCGCUAUUUGCACAUUUCCCACAAUUUUGUUCCCAAAUUUUGCUCUAGCAUUGUCUUCAAUUUCUCUUGGACCGACAGUAAUACCCAGGAGAAAUUAAAAACAAAGGUUAUGCAAUAUACUUUUCUGGGAGGUGGGCAAGCAAGUUGUAUUGUAUGAGAUGCGCAAAUGACGAAUUAAGGAAGAUUUGUUAAUCGUUAAUUCUCGAGCGAGUGACAAAUCCAAGUAAACAAUAAAAACUGUUGUCCUUAACGUGAAAGUUGCUUCUCUCCUAGUCAUGGUUUCAUACUGUUUUGAACGGUUUUUUUUUGGUCUUUCAGCGGACGAAAAUGCAACACCUGAGAACCCAGCCAUAAGGAAAUCUCUGUCCAGCAUGUUAACGCCAUACAUUGCCAAGCAAUUCAGCAAUGACUCACCAAAAGAGGUAUGUGCGGAAAUUAGCUUAAGGAGUAAUAAAGAUCAAUAGGAGGACUCUUAAAAAAACAUCGCUCAAUGACCUGCAACAAGUGAGGUUUCCACAGACGCACGAUUUUUCAAGUUGGUCUAACUUCUCAGACUGAUUUUAACCAAUACGAAAGUGGAAAUCCAAGAUAGCGGCCGUUUAUGAUUAUGUAAUGUUUGCUUCAUAUGCGUUACAGUCAACCUACGGUAUAUGAGACCUACACUGACCUGCUGUAAACGCAUCAUGUUAAUCAGAAGAGACAGUGCUUCAUUGCACACCGAAACACUGAAACAGCAUAUCAAACAAUGAGGAGAGGACUGUAGUAAAAACGAGUAGCGGAGUAGUUUUAACGAACUUUGAGGUGAUCGUGUGAUGUAACAGUGUAUAGAGUGUUUUCACGGGAAAAUAACGGUUGCGACAAGCGAAGAGCGUUUUCUUUAGAUGACCAAACAUGUCACAGUGCGUUUUUCUUGGUCUCCCUUUUGUAUUGUUGAUGAGUUUGAGAAUGUCGUAGCCUCUGCGUCCUUGAAAUUUACGCAGAGACCCGUCCCUCUCGGCACUUGACGACAGAAAAGCGUCGUGUUUUUUUUAUUUUAAAACCUUUGACUUCGUGUGUUUUAAACUGUUCUCCUUAGAUCCUCAAGAUGCUGAACAGUAAUACAGAGAACCCCUACCUAAUCUGGGACAACGCGACUCGUGCUGAGCUCACUGAGUUCCUUGAGAGAGAACAAAGCAGGAAAAUUGAAACGGUAAAUAAGCUUUACAAUCUUCGUAUGUUUGUAACCCGUGAAACAGCAUAGACCUUUCCUUUCUGAUCAUCCUUGUUUUCGUUUUCCAGGGCGAUUGUGACACCUCGUUUGGUGCUAGGUUUACUUUCUCCAUUUUUAGCGAAGAGCUAAUUGUGGGCGAGAUUUUUGUGCGCAUCUACAAUGACCAGCCUCUAUUUCCGCUCGAGGUGAGAAUUGUAAUAGUCUUAAAUUCCGCGCAUGCACGCUUCGGAUUAAGCACUGUGUUAACUAAUCACACAUAAGACAAGCCAGGCGUUGUUGUCUACGCGUGUCUCCCGCGCUUUGCACGUGUACUGUGAUUGGUUCACUGGGUUUUAUGAUAAGGCGUCACGUUAUGUUCGCCCAGAGAAGUAUAUUUGGAUUUGGGAGAAAGGAGUGGUGCAGCCUCCCUGCAAUGUGACCUGAGUUUGAUCUCCGGAAGCGGCUACAUAUAUAGGUAGAGUACUUGAGUUUCUAGUUGGUUCUUUCGGGUGCUCUGGUUUUCCUUACUCUUUAAAAACCAUCAUUCCCAAUUUCCAUCAGGGCGCUCGAACGCAUAAAAACAAGUUCUUAAGAGCUUAAGGGUCUUUCCUUGGUAUACAAAUUACAUUUAAAGCACCUAUUGAGACACUGCGUGGUCUUAAAGUAAAGCAUUAUAUAGUCUCUACUGAAACUUUUUCGAAGAGAAUCUGCCUCUUCAAGUUACAGGUCAUGAACGUUUGAACGGGGAAGAUUUGUAAAUAACUAACGUACCCGUGUUUUUGUUCUAAUUGUAGGCUCCUCUGAAAUUUGCAGCAGAUUUAAUUAACUUCCUCGGUUCAGAGGCACAGGUUGGUAAAGUGAACAACAUAGCAGUGCUUUUUGAAGUGUUUGUUGGGAAAUAAUGUGCUAAAACUAGGCUUGCAUCCCGCCGAGCUCGAUAUCUCGAGUCAACUCUGGAUACUUCGAGUGUAGGCCCGAGGAAAGUUGCCUUGGAGUUAAAAAGGUGGUAUUAUUAUGUAUGAUUUUUUUAUUAUUAUUUUAUAAUUUCCGUUUCCAGUACCUUCACUCUUUGAUGGCGCUCACGUCAACUGAGCUGGAUUGUCAGAAAAAUCAAAAAAGGCUGGACGCAAGUACAAUGGCUCUGGAAGCACUCAGAAACGUCAUCAAAAACAACUCAGGUAAAUAACUGUUCAGUUCAGGGUCCUGUUGCUUAACAUAACUUAAGGUGAGGGUUAGUGCGAACAUUUGAAUUCUUUUGGUCUGCAAUUUGGUGAUUGGAUGCUCUUAAAAGGAAAGGGAAAAUUGUCCGAGAAAAUGCUUUUUAACAAAAGAAACAGAAAUCCGGAUUAAAAUUUAACCCCGGGUUAGCGAUAAUCGAUCUUCAAACUGAGUUCAGGGAUCCUUCUUUUGACCUGGCCCCAGUUGUUCAAAAGGUAGAUAAAGCUAUCCACCAGAUCAAUCUCUAUCUAACGGAUAGGUGUCCUUAAUACUUUUCCUAUGGGUAACGAUUUCUCCGGUGGAUAGCUCUAUACAGCAUUUGAAAAACUGGGGCCUGUACCUUCCAAACCACCUCACCGCUGGAACGCUACCAUCAAUUUUGUAACCACCUGAACUCUGUUGUUUGUUCACCUUCCAGGCACGGAAGCGCAGUGUAUCGGUCAUUAUAGACUGAUAUUCUCACUGCUAAGGAUGACCCAUGCAACGAAACUUCAGAAGUUUGCACUCCAGGUAAGUUGAAAGGUUGCUUUAGAGGCGAUUACGAUCAAUGGCAUUUUUGUGGAUGCUCAUAUUGCAGUGUCACAUCCAAAAUACAAACAUCCGUACAGUGGUGGUACAGAGUCUUGAAUUAUUGGAAAAGUCUUGAAAAUUGCCCAGCGAUUUUCCAGAUCUGGAAAACGUCUGGAAAACAGAGACAAAAUCUGGAAAAAUGGUAGAAAGUCUUGAGUUUUUUUUCAAAGCUACAACAGGUGUUUUAUAAGUGUUUUAGUUUUUCUUUUGUCGUUUUGGUCAAAUCUUAUUCAAUCUCGCCCGUACGUUUGCAUCGUGAAAACAAGCUUUGUUUUCCACCUGUUUGAUAACUUGGAGUCUGGAAAAAGAAAUGAUUGUUUUGGAAAAAUAAAGUGUCUUGAAUGUUGGAUCCAAAUAUCUGUACGAACCCUGUCCAUAGUAAAUAUGGCGAACAAAAGGUUUUGCUGGUGACAGGGUAAGGCGUUUAUGAGUGUUUCUGUUCAAUGGCAGGUAAUCUCAAGCACCACAGGAAACAAGAACUGUGUUUCAAAUAUUGCUGAUUCUGAUAUUCUUGGAUUCCUUUUCCUCACACUGCACACACUUCCCUCAGGUAUCGUUCCUGGAUUUCUAUGUUUUCGAUCGAUUAUUUCGGGCUUAAACUGAUUUGUUAGUGACAUUUCUUGUGUUCUCACUUCAGAUCGUCUGUUGACCGUUGAUACAAUGCAUGCGCUGUGUUCAAACACGAAGCUUGUUAAGGAGACAAUGCAUAAGGGUAAGCAGCUUAGAACAAACACAACCUGACUGAAGAAAUGUGGGCUUAUGCUGUGUUUAAAGGGGUCCUAAGAGUAAACAAAUCCCCUUAAUAUUUAUUAUUAUUCUCAGAUGUAUAUCUGCUACAGUGGGUAGAAAAGCUGUGAAUAAACCGUUAUUAUUAUUAUUAUUAUUAUUAUUAUUAGAAGUAGUAGUAGUAGUAGUAGUGGUAGUAGUAUUGUUGUAUUAUUAUUGUUAUUAUUAUUAUUACUCGUAAAAAUGAUGUAAACUCAAUGAUAGAUGAUGGAUGUAAGGGGUUCUCUCUGCUCUUCAUAAUCAUUUAAUUUUACAAUUCUCCUCAGUCUCAUAGUGAAUAUUACUCAUUUUAGAUUCUCAUUAGAUUGUAAUACAGUAUGCGUAGUUUUAAUAUUUUUACUUUUUUAUUGUUUACGUAAUUCCAGUUAUAAAUAUUUAUUGUGUCCGCAAAUUAGUAUGGGGUUUUUCCCAAGCUAUACGGCUCCGACACAUUAAUAAAGUUUUCUAUCCAUCUAUUGACAUUCUUAACUCUUGUAUGUUACUUCAUUACAUUGUAACUGUUGUCACCUAAAGUUGAGUUCCUCUUUAUCAGGUGGUCUUAUUUACCUUCUCGACUUAUACUGCAAUGGUACAAACCCAACUGUCCGCGAACGAUCUGCAGAGCUGUUUUCAAAAAUGAUGUCCGACAAGCUCAUAGGACCUAAAGUCAAGAUCGUCUUGGCCAAAUUCCUGCCCGCCAUCUUUAUGGAUGCCAUGCGUGAUAACGCUGAGGCCAGUGUGCACAUGUUUGAAGGUGAGUUAUAGAAGGUCAAGUUUUCUGCCGGAAGGCGGAAGUGUACUUCCCCAGUCUGAUUAUCCAUUAGAAACUAGUCUCUUCAUGGCAAAAUCUUUCAAUCUGGCAAGUUAUACGUCAAACGCGACAAGGAUUGUUUCAUUCGAUAUUCAGAUACCGUGGAGUAAUAUAUCAAGCACGAUUCAUCUGAUUAUCAAACACCGAUAAGUUAACAACUGCAUCGCUAAAAUGGAGGUUGGGUGCCUGAAGUAUCCAGGGGCUUCCACUAUUGGCAGCAAGCCCCUAGAUUGAAAUAAUGCCCCCAUGACCGGCACAACAGCGCAACCCAGCCAUGACCCCCCACACGAAAGGAAAGGAACAGGCACCCGUCAUACUGAAAACAUCAGUGGAGAAAAACCCAACAAGCCUAGGGGUAGGGCGAGAGGGGAAGAAAAUGGCCGCCAGAACCCAGCACGAAGGUAAAACUGAACGCGCCAAGGAAUCACAUGAUCGAUGUAGCCAGCCACCGGGCGUGCGCAUGCCAGCAUGCCAAAGAGCGCUGACCUAGGCACCCAGGCGCUCCUAGUUGUUAACUCCUUUAAAUUGCAUUUAAAUGCAUUUAUAUAUCAAACACGAGGAGUGUUUCAUGUGAUAUAUCAAACACGAAAAGGAGUGUUUCAUGUGAUAUAUCAAACACGAAAAGGAGUGUUUCAUCUGAUAUCCAAACACCGAGAAGUAAUAUAUCAAACACAAGAAGGAGUGUUUCAUCUGACAUCCAAACACUAUAAGUAAUAUAUCAAACACAAGACGGAGUGAUUCAUCUGAUAUCCAAACACUGAGAAGUAACACGUCAAACACAAGACGGAGUGAUUCAUCUGAUAUCCAGACACCGAGAAGUAAUAUAUCAAACACGAGAGGGAGUGUUUCAUCUGAUAUCCAAACACUGAGGAGUAAUAUAUCAACAAAAAGGAAUAAGUAAUGUAACAUACACAAUACAGUAAUAGAGACGAUAAGCAUCCCUGUCUCUUUCAUUUGGGAGUUUUCCUGGGGGUGUCGAGCCCCUUUUAUGUCGACCGACCUGUGUAACGAGUGGUAUUCUUCACCCCAGUCACAGUUAAAUGUAUGAGAUAGCACCCUCUUAUAAGGCACCCCUGUUAUAAGAAACGCGUUUUCCCAGUUUGCUUGCAUUCCGUUAUAUCAGGAAUCCACUAUGUCUGGAAAUCGGACGUAAAAGUUUGUUACAGCUUGUUAAUUAACUUUUUAACGAAAGUAAACUUUCGUAAAAAACGUUUUGGCAGUGCUUUCCUUUAUUUUCUCUCUACGAGUUAUUUAUGAUUCUGAGAGAGUCAUUUAUUCUUUGUGCAGCCAAUCAGGAGAACCCUGAGUUGAUAUGGAAUACAGAAGCUAGAGAGAAAGUCUGUUCGGUAAUCAAAAAGCUCAAAGACAGGUAAGUCUUUCAGUGGUUUUCGUGUGUUACGUCAACUCUCUUUAAAGGCAGAUUUACACGGUACGAUUUUUGCUUACGAUUAUCGUGUGCGGAUAGCAUACGUCAUGACUUACGACCAUCCACACACGCACAAUUUUCACCUAGGACAUCCACAAUGUGUCGUACGAAUGUCGUGGGUCUAAUAGGCCGUUAACGAGUUCCCUCGGGUUUCUGUAUCAAAACGAAGUUAAGUGCUCAGCCUUUGAUGUGGAAAUGAUUUUUCAUUCUCAUGCAAACAAAACUCAUUUUCACCAGAAAGGUUGUGCACUUGACCUCAUUUUGAAAGUGACGGUUUUUGGAACUCGGAAGUGGCGUAUUUACACGACAAGAUCUACCGUGAAGUCAUGACCUAUGCUAGUCGCGCACGUUAGUGGUAAGCAAAAAUCGUACCGGCUAAAUCGGCCUUAAUACGGACACAUUUGGGACAGCACUAGAUGUUCGUCCAAGAAUGAAGAGUGAUGCCCGUCUUAUAGAGAGUCAAAUAAAGGGAGUAAAGAAAGUAAGGGACCAACUCUUGGUGUCUGUUUUACCGAGGUGUCCGUAAAGACAGAGUCGACUGUAUUCAUUUUGAUCAUUGUGUUAGCUGGCUGUUCAACAAAGAAUGGUGCAGUCUGUUGGUGACUUGGCAGCACGCGUGCCCUCGCCUCACACCCUUUUUGGCUUUGGUGGGGGUACCAUUAUCGGUGCCGACAUUUGUCAGUUGUGUUGGAUAGUAAGCCUUGCUCUAAGGGCUUUUCUCCGGGUUCCUCAAUCUUUCUGCUUACCCAAAACCAAUAAUUCGAUUGAUAAUUUUCGGGUUACAAGUUUGUCAGUCAAAAGAUUAUGUAUAAUGUGAAGAAAAGGUUAUUCAUUUAUAUCUUGACACUAUUUAGGAUACACUGUUCAUUGAAUUAUAUGUAUUCUUCUUUUAUUUAGUCAUUACCAGGCGCAGAAGGACAGUCCUGAUAUUCAGUGGAAGGUUAACUGGAUCCUUUAUACUGUGUUUUUGUUAACUUGCCUCUUCAAAGCCUAAGAAAACAGCCGACAUUUCGUGACGCGACCACUGGUUUUCCCGCGAAAUGACGUCUGAGAAACAAGCGCAGAAAUUCCAUACUGAGGACGCGCCACUAACCAGAUCAUGGUAGAAGCAGACAGACUUCCGGACAAACGUCUAGGCAAACUUCCAGACAAACGGCUAGACAAACGUCCAGACUAACCUAAGAUCCGGCCCAGUUUUAGCGGUUGUCAUACAUUCUCUCUAACGGCUACCGCUUGGUUUUCGUUUCGCCGUGCCCGCCGGAAUGUUAUUACAAAGCGAAACGAAAAUUGAGCCUAAUCUCAGGUUACUUUCAGACAAACCUCCGGACAAACUUCCAGACUAACCUGAGACCAGGCCCAAUUUUAGCGGUUGUCAUACAUUCUCUAAUGGCUACCGCUCUGUUUUCGUUUCGCCUUGCCCGCCGGAAUGUUAUUACAAAGCGAAACGAAAAUUGAGCCUAAUCUCAGGUUACUUUCAGACAAACUUCCAGACAAACUUCCCAGAUGUGGGUAGUGACCCGUCAUCAGAAUGGAAUUUCUGCAUUCGUUUCUCAGACGUCAUUUCUUGGGGAAACGGGUAGUGGCGUCGCCAAAUGUCGGCUGUUUUGUCAGGCUAAUCUCUUCAGGAAGCUACCAGACGUAUUAAAUAAUUUUUUUUUGGUUUGUUUGUUUCAGCUUCCCGAAGACUUCCAAGUUUUAUUUGACGAUGCUGCUGGUGAAUUAAUUAUCGGUGGAAUUUAUCUCAGACUGUUUAUCCAGCAACCUGCGUGGGUAAGUGUCAUGAACGUUUCCAUUUGCCCCCAAACAUCAUUCUGGGAUCGUAACUUGGGACGCGCCGGUCAGCUAUUGGACAAGAUUUUAUUAACAGUCCCAGGUGUCUUUGCGUAAGUUAAAUCGGCCCAGUUCCCUUCUCGUUUCUGAAGUGGCGAAUGCACACCUGAUUGGCUCUUUUGAGGUCUCGUUUGAGACUGGGUCGGUGUUGUGUCGAACUGCAUUAUGGGACUGUUUUGGGGGCGAAUUUUGACCCAGUUUCCUACGCAACCUCGUAUUCACCAAUAAAAGAGCUUUCGCAAACAGUCCCAUAAGGUAACCUACAAAUAAUCCUCCCUUUGAACCUUCGACGUUGCAGAUUUAACAAAAAUAUUCUAUUUUUCCGCGCCCCUGUUGAUAAGUCCAAAACUCUCUUAACGUGUAUUUCAGUUUUUUUGACAGGUUCUUCUUGAGUGUCUUGACACUCACAGUUACUUUUUUGUAAUUUACAGCCUUUCACGAAACAGUGAGCAUCCCACCUCUUCUAUUAGCCCUCCAGCCUGUUAAGUCCCACACCUUCGACGUGCAGAUCUUAACAACUCUCUUAACGUUUCUUUUUUUGACAGGUUCUUCGAAAGCCGAAGGAAUUCCUGAUAGCUUUACUUCAGAAGUUUGUCGAUUUGCUUGCAAAACCGCCCUCCGAUGUAAGUGGAGAAUUACCUUGAACUUCUCAACAAUGUCUCCCGUAAAUAUGCUGCCGAAAUUCAGUCCUUCCUUGUGAAAAUCACAAGGAUAUAUGGUUUCCUAUUUCGUACUUUUUUAACUUCAACUUCAACUUCAACUUUAUUUAAAUUUGGAAAUAUAACAAAACAUACAUUGGGAUUGGUUUAUUCGGGGUUAGACAAAUACAAAGAAAUUAGACGUUAUAUAAGUAUAUGCAAUUUACAUUAAAUAGAUACUAUUCUACUUAAAUGCAAGGACAAUAUUAAAGUGGAAUUUUGAAAAUAAAAUAAAAUGAAAAUAAAGGACAAGAGAAUUACUUUUUCAUUUUCACGAUGAUCGUAUCCACAUCAAUAUAGCAGUCUUACUUGUUUAUUCGGGGUUUCUAGAAAGGGCCGCCAGUAUACUUCUGUAAGUAUGUAUUUUUGACAAGGUCCUGUGUUCUUGGAAUGACACCUGUUUCUUUUUCUACUCUAGGGAGAAGUGCUCGAGACUGUUACCCAGGCCACUCUGUGCCUGUUCACGGCGCAGCCCUCGCUAGCAGACCAGGUACGUUUUAAAACGCAACCAGCUCACUCAGUACCACAGGAAGAUAAUGAUCAGUAGCUUUCAUUUGAAUGGUCAUACCAAAGGAUUUCAUCCACAGACUCAAAUUUAGAACAAAUAAACAGAACAACGUUGUCAGUAACAUGAAUAAACAGUACCAGACGGGAAAGUACAGCAUGAUAAACAUCACCAAAUAGUACUGUUUCAUUUGAAUGGUCACCACAGGAUUUCAUCCACAGACUCAGAAGUUAGAAAUUUCAUCCACAGACUCAAAAUUUAGAACCACCUUGUACAACAUAAUAAACAGUACCACAGGAAAGUACGGCUUAGUAGCUUUUAUUUGAAUGUAUCAACAGUUUCUUGUUAUUUUUCAGGUGCCUGGCCUUGGUCAUAUCCCUAGCUUAGUAAAGAGUAUGAGCUCCUCUAAUGAUGCCGUAAUCAAAUCUGCAGUUCAGGUUGUCUACACCCUGUCUUCUAAUGAGGUACUGCUUGUGUCUCUUUAGUAAUUUAUACUUCUACAUGAGAAAUUUCUGCAAUUUGAUUGGCUUAGAGCAGUGGUAUUUCAGCUUAAUUUGAAAUACCUACAUGUGAAAAUUACAAACCUUUUGUGGGUAGUAGUAUAAACAAAUAAUAGCAUGAUUUGUACGUGAAAUUUGGCAUAAAUACCACGAGUGAUAUUUCAAAAUUGUCACAAAUUACGGAUAACAAUUUUGAAAUAUCACUCGUGAUAUUUAUGCUAAAUAUCACUACUAAUCAUGCUAUUACCUAUACAAACCAUACUGGAAUUUGUGAUCUGACACGAAGAGGACAGCCUCAAUGCCAGUGAUGAACGAUCCCCAAAAUUUCUUUGUCUCCAAAUUCGUAGUCGUCAUUGUCGUCACGCAACACUUAGCUUCGUCGGAGAGUAGGCAGUAUCAGUAAACAACGCGAUGAAGGUAGACUCGCUUAUGCAUAAAAGGAUUUCUGAACAACAGAAUGACUGAAAAACGGCAGGGGCCAACACCAGGUGUUCGUCUUAUACAGGUGUCCGUAAAGAGAAAUUCGACUGUAGUUCACAAUUAGUGAAUUGUCAGUGAUGCAACACUUUUUUGUGAACUUUAACAAAAAGAAGAACGUUUUGUUCAUUCAACUUCAUUCCAGAUCUGUGUUCGAAGCAUGGCGCAAGUCAGUGACUGUAUCAGUCACAUGAUCAAAGGCAUGGAUGCGAGGCCAGAUGUGGUGGGUGCGGCUUGCGAGGCGCUCCACAAAAUGUUUGACAGGAAUCAUACAGAGCUAGUAGCACAGGUAAACAGUCACUUGUGAUGCACUUAAAUAACGAGCGAGUCGCCAUUGACCACUCCAGAAAAUACCAUAACACACCAUAAUGCUCUUUGUUUCUCACCCCCCAAAAUUUGCAUGAGCAUUGUCUUCAGUUUUUCUUGGGAGUUAAAAUGGCCCCAAGAGAAACUGAAAACAAUGCUUUUGUAAAAAUUUUGGGGCGACAAUCAAAAAGCAUUAUGGUAUGUUAUGGUAUUUUCUGGAGUGGCCAAUUACCUAUUCGCCAUUUUGGAAACGAGAGGGGAACUGGAACCGAAAUGCAUCCCGCAAUUGUUUCUGGGUUCUUUACUUAGGACGCACUGAUCAGCAAUUGGCCAAAUAGGCCAUUCCUACGAUAACGUCAUUUUACUACUACGACCAGAAUCCUUCAGGAUUUUGCUUUCUUGUGCAAAUUAGGGCUUUUGUUUUCGAAACCUCACUGGGAAUACUAAAUUAGAAUAUGAAAGGAGAAACGAAAAGGAUUCUGGUCGUAGUAGUAAAAUGACGCCAUCAGACUAGUAACAGUCCCAGAAGUCUUUGCGAAAGUUAGCUCGUUCCAGUUUCCUUCUCGUUUUUAAAGUGGCGCUGCCAAAGUGAUAUGGGCAUCCCCGCGUUUUGGGCAUCCCAAAACCCUAGUAAUACGGGUAUCCCCUGUAACCCUAACCCAAAUCGCUAAGGUAAUAUGAGAAGGGGAUGCCCAUAUCACUAGGGUUUUGGGAAUGGGGAUGCCCAAAACGCGGAGAUGCCCAUGUCACGGUAACAGCGAAUAGACGUGUAUGUCAAUACUAACGAGCCACUGAUGUUCACCAUUAACCCCUUAAGUCCCAAGAGUGACCAACAUCAAUUUUCUCCUAACAAUAUCCAUACAUUAUAAAGAGAAUAGGUUAUGAGAAUUGGUAAAAUGAUCACCAACGGGAAAAAAUGCGUUGAUCUUUCAUCAAAUUCUCUCAGCAUCUUCUAUAAGGAAAUGUACGUAGAUCGAUCGAGAGAAUUUGUAUGUAGAUAUUGGGGCUGCGGAGACCAGCCUUCCGAGAGGUGUCUAUCUUAGAGAAAGUUGAGUUCAAGAUAAGCUAAAGAAACUAAGCUGAGACCAGCCAACCGCUGACCGGAUGUCCACAGGGUGAGGUUCAUCUUAUAGGGAGUUUGGUUAUUGAUAAACAUAUAAAACUAAGCCAAAACCAGCCGCACACUGUAUUAGUUUUCGGGAAGUUAACCGUAGAUCUCUCUCCUCUUUGUAGGCUCUCUCGUUCGAGUUAGUCCAGUACCUUCUUAACCUCCUGAGUGGAUCAUUGAAAGCAGUGGAAAACCAAGCCGCAACUAAAGCACAGAUUGUUAAGGCUCUGAAGGCGAUGCUGAGAGACCUGACACACGGAGAUGAGGUAAAGAGUGCUAAUAAGCGUCAGUGUUUGCGCUUUGUCGGUCAAGGAGUUCAGGAGAGUCCCAGACGUGAUCAGCCAUAAUGAACUGAUUUGUUUGUCUGUCAACUUUCCCCGCUAUUGUUUAGGGACUAGAAAAUGUUGUUGGGUGUAAGGUGCCUGAGAGAGGCCUUAACUACACUGUUUUAUUCAUACUCAAAAGCGCUAUAAUAUGUAACUAUCCCCCAAAGGGGAGGUGUACAGCGAAAGAUAAUUAAGUGUCAAAAUCUUUAUAAUGUAGAAAUAUUUUACAAAGUUGCGAUGUAACUUGUGCCUUGACGCAAAAUAAGGGCGGGACUCGCCACCAUUCUUUUUUGGUCUUCCCGCGCUACGGACACCCACUUGAUAAGGACAUCUCAUUUUCCCUAAAUUCAACCCGCUUAAUACGGACACUUUCUAUGGACCCUGUCAGUGUCCGUAUUAACGAGGUUUCACUGUAAAGCCUGGUUCUCCGACGUAUGAGGACAUAACGCCGCCGGCAACAUGAAACAUCGCUGGUCUUUACCGCCGGCAUGCCUGCAAAGUUGAACUCGAGUCAACUUCGCAGGCAUGCCGGCGGUAAAGACUGACAUGGCCUCUGUUGCAGGCAACUUCGUUUCUCAUAUGGGAACGGUGUCGCAGGUAGCUCGGCAGCAUAUGAGAACCAGGCUUGAGCCUAGUCGUAUGCAGGGCAAAGGACGGACGAAGAAAAAUAGUAUGUAACCGGUAUGUAACCCUCACUUCUCUAUUUUCUCAGGUCAAUAAAGUCCUGGAGUCCUCUUCAGUGUGGGCCUCGUACAGAGACCAGAGACAUGAUCUAUUCAUAUCAGACAAGCCCGCCGUGGCUGGGUACCUAACAGGGACCGCAGGAGUGGCUGGAUACCUGACAAUGGGCUCUGGUAACCCGAGCAGUAUGUCCAGUGUACCCCCUCCUGUAGACACAGAACAGCCCGUGGAAAAUAACAGUUAACAUAUGGUACCUGAAUAAUGCUGACCUAACGUCUGCGUUAAGGUGGUGUUAAGACAAGCGUGAACUAGGAUGUAUCGAAAUAAUGCAGAUGACCUCGUGUUUGUACGAAGAUUUGCCGAGAAAAAGCCGUACGUCGGUGGUACUACAAGGCUUUACCGAGCAGAAUCGGGCUGUAUGUCCGUAAACGAAAAGCGGGCAUUAGCUCUGAAGUUUUCUUCAGAAAAGCACAGCGAAACAUUCAUUUGCUUAAGAUUUUGGUUGAUCCUACUGUCACCCUUAUUUUAACACCGCCUUGCAAUGGAAUAUCACGAAGAAUUUUUUGUUAAGGAUCAAUGAAUAUCUGUGAUUCCUUAAUAAUUUUAGCCGUGAAUAUCACGGAUGAAUUUAAUGACCAAGUUGUCUCUGAAGCCAGGCGUCAUUUUGUCCUCGCAUUUGCAUUUGUAAUUUUAUCAUCUUUUUUUAAUUAGCAUCGUGUAAAGAGGAAAUCAGGAUGGCUUCAUUUAGUUAAGAAUGAAAACUGUAAUUAAUCGGGCGCCAAGACCCGCACACACGACGCAACAUUGCGUGUAGUGGUUAAAUUGCAUAAUGCGUCUUCCCUGAAAUUGUUUCGGGCAAUAUUGCAGCAGUAGAUUCUUCUCUCUCUACAACAUUGCCCUCAGUAUGUGUCAUCCAUCUUUUCAAUAUUAGGCUGAUAUAGCUAAGACAGCGCAACGUUGGAUGAGAAGGCAAAAGUGCGCGGAAAGGACUGCACGAAACUUCUGGUUCUUAAUUUGCUUGUCUGCUAUUGGACGGGUCGUUUUUUAGAUUUUUAAGAACCGUCGUUACUGUUGUCGUGUUGUCUUAGCUAAUUAUGCCUUCUACGUGUACUGGCAAGACACUACUUUCAACUUGCUGGCCUGAAACAUCGCCUGUCGCACGCUACGAGGUAAUCUCUUGACAAAAGUUGGGUCACGUGGUGUUACAAGAAGUAGGGCGCUUAAGCAAUGACGACAACGACGACGGGAGCAAAAAGGUCGAUAAAAAAAUGAAUUUGCGUCCUUUCAAACUUUUUGCGUCUAUUUGAACUCGCUUAAUUUGUCAAAAGUAGGCGAUUUUUUUGUGGAGUUGAAUUCUUAAGGACCUUAUCAAAGUCCAAAAAAAAAAAAAAAAAUUAGUCUUCGUAUGUUCGCUGUAGAAGGUUUUGCGUCGUAGUCGUGCAGUGGACGUCAAAGAAAUGUACUAAAAAGCGUGAUGCCCGUGCAGAGCUGUUGCUUUGCUCAUAAAACCAAUUGUUUUUUGAUGUUGUCGUCGUCGUGUUUGCUCAAGCUCCCCAAUUGCCUUUUGGCCAGGUCCUUGUGUCUCAGUCCACCUUUAACCAUUAUUUUGUUAUUGGGGAGUUUGAUCCUGGCUGGAAUAAACUCUUUUUUCUGAUAACUCCUUGUCUAGCAACUUGUAUAUUUCCUUUUCUGAUCAGUUAAUGAGAUUCGGAAACUCCUACAGCAUCACGGAAUUUGCCGACAACAGUCGUUUAGGACGGUUUCGGCUUAACAGAAGGCGGUAUUUUGACAGUACUUGCGAGUUGUCCCCCCGACCAGUUCUACCAUAAAUUAUACUUCUCAAGAAGGCGUUGAUUAAGACCCUGUUUACAUGGAGUGGGGGACCCCGGUUUAGUUGGGUAAGUUUCUUUUCUUUUGUGUCCCCCAGAGCGUGAAAACAACAGAAACCAACCCCACUAGACUGGGGUCCCCCACUCCAUGUAAACAGGCCCUUAGUUUCUUUUCAUCGAAGCGCGUUUUGUAGCUCAUUUUCUUGUAGAGUGUUUGAAAAUUACCACUUAAUUAAAUCAAAGGUAGCAAUAGAAUUAGAUUAGAUUUCUUUUUCUUUUUGUUCUCAUUUGAACGAAGUGAAUUUUGAGCUUAAUGUGAACACGUCAUUCUGUAAUAUAAACAAAUUAGUAUUGCCUUUUAUAUGAAAUAGGACAGAGUAACGGAAAAAUAUAUUUUAUAAAAAUAAGGCAACAGUGC
This is a messenger RNA of Porites lobata, 43636 nucleotides long. The record is from the annotation of a GenBank genome assembly. NCBI's taxonomy places the organism in Eukaryota, Metazoa, Cnidaria, Anthozoa, Scleractinia, Poritidae.